Messenger RNA from Arabidopsis arenosa, 1931 nucleotides. Lineage: Eukaryota; Viridiplantae; Streptophyta; Magnoliopsida; Brassicales; Brassicaceae. The record is from the annotation of a GenBank genome assembly.
CCCUUAGUCAGAUUUCGAUUUGGAACCUUAAAAAAAAUCUCAAAGACUUCACCGAUCCUCUUCUCGAAGAUACUCGAUUUCGGUGACACAUUCUCGUUUUCAUUGAGGAUUUUUGAGAAAUUGCUUAUUAGUCUGUGAUGGGUGGUCUAGCUAUGGAGGAAAUGCCUUUAUCGGCGCUAUUUGAGCAAGCAAGGAAAUUCAUCUUGCUGCUUCAGAGUCCGGAUGUUGUGAAGAAAGGAUGUGAGAUGUUUCAGAAGUGCGAAGAUAUGAUCGGGAAGCUGGCGCUGUUUUCGUCUAACGAGACUAAAGAAGAUAUUAGCACCAACAAUCUCAAAUAUCUUUUGGUGCCUUACUAUCUUGCGGACCUGACGGAGAAAAUCAUACAGGAAGACCGGAUUCAAAUUGUCAAAGCCUCGUAUGCAAAGUUGAAGGAGUUCUUUUCGUUCUGUGAGGCAAUGGAGCUUGUUCCGGAUGAGGAGUUGGAGGCUUCUUCACGAGGAGGUUCCGGUGCACCUGCAGAUCGAAAGGCUCUGAAGAUAGCUCGGUUCAAACGUCAAAAGGCUGCAGAGGCAAAGCUUCUUGAAAUUAAAGAGAGGAAGGAGCGACGUGGACGUUCCACUAAAGCAGCAGCCUUGUCGACUCCGGUUGAAUCUGGAGAAGAUGAUAUUCCAGAUGAUGACAGCGAAGAAGAGAGAGAGGCCUGGCUCUCCUCAAUUAACUUGGCUGUUUGUAAGAUAAGAGGAAAUGCUCUCUGCAAUAAAGGAAAGACAGUUGAAGGAUGGAGGGAUGGGUUUUCUCGGGAUGCUCUUGAUGAUCGUACAAAGAAAGCUGAAACCUGGCACAGAGACGCUGCUGCGAGGGUACGGUACUCUAACCCAGCACAACCAAUCACUUGUGCUACAUUUGCACAAGAUGUGUUAGAAGGAAGAGCUUCGGUAUCAGAAGGUCACGAACACAAGCACCAACCUCUUAUAUUCGGUCCAGCAAGCAUCGUGGGUGGACCGCUCUCUACACAGAGAGAGAGGAUGAUAGCUCAGGGAUACCUGAAAUGGCUUGCGAUUUCUGCCAGCUGGUCCUUCGUUUUGUUCGCUUCAGUUGCCUGUAGUGUUCGAUUAGGCCGAUACUUUAGUGGUUGGAGCAAAAAAUCAGAUGGAACUCCAAUGUUUAUUUAUGGAAUCACUACUGCUGAUGAAGCAACAGAAUUUGUGAUCACAUCCCUGAGUUUUGGGAUUGCUACGAUAGUAGUGGCAGUGCCUUUUGGACUUUCUAUAGCCGUUCGCUUGAAAGCAUCAACAACCUGGCACAGAGACGCUGCUGCGAGGGUACGGUACUCUAACCCAGCACAACCAAUCACUUGUGCCACAUUUGCACAAGAUGUGUUAGAAGGAAGAGCUUCAGUAUCAGAAGGUCACGAACACAAGCACCAACCUCUUAUAUUCGGUCCAGCAAGCAUCGUGGGUGGACCGCUCUCUACACAGAGAGAGAGGAUGAUAGCUCAGGUUUUCCAACCAAGUCACAGGAUGCCUACAAUGUGCAUAGAGGAUGCUGGAUUAACAGAGAUGAAUAUAAUGAAUGAUUGGCAAGAGCAGACGAAAAAAGCCAUUGAAGAAGCAACCACCUCAUGGUACAGUGAUAAAUCUCUGAGAAGAAAGGAAGAGGACGAAGAAGAUGAUGAUGAAGACAGGAAGCUGUAAUGAAAGCUAGAGCUUUCGAUGAUUGGAAGGAUGAUAAUCCUCGUGGUGCAGGUAACAAGAAACUCACACCUUGUGGCUGAGAGAUUGAGACUGAGACACAUAUUUGACACUGUAUCCCUCUUUUGUUUCUUAUUUCCAAAACAUCUUCUUGCACUUAUGAUGUCUGUAAUGUAAUCAUCUUUCUACUGUAAACCUUAAGACUAUUACAGAUUUACAGCAUAAAAGUUAACUACUGGU